GGUUGGAAAUUUUGGCAGCUGUCAUAAUUUCUUAAAAAAAAAUAGUUCAAAGAAUUUUUGGUUUUUGGUGAAAAAAAUCACUUUCCUGACCAAAAUUCUGUUUGAAGCAACCCAUCGUUGCAAAAUCCCCGUGGCACCGUCACCAAUCCUGCUGAGAGCGGCCAAACUAGCGAUGCUGGAGUGCGAAUUGGGUAGCAAAAUGAGCAAGGAGACUUCCGCUGCUGAGCGUCCGCGUCCAAACACGCUGGAAUUCUUGUCUAAAUUUGUUAUUUUUGAACCUUCCAUGGGUCAGGUGAAUGGGGAGCGUCCCGACGGAGGCCACCAACUGCCUGAGAAGGAGGAGAAGAGCGCAAUGCACGAGGAUAAUAUAAUUCGUGAAACAUGCAAUUGUAGCAUUUGUAUGAAGUACAGAGAAUGCAUUAUUCAGAUUUAUCUGGAAGAUCUCGAGUACAAUAUUCUCUGGGAGAGAUUGCAGCUCAUCAUCCGGAAGUACUAUGAUCUGAUUCCAGAUGAUCCAAACUCACCAUUGGAUCGAAAGUACCGGGAAUUGAUGAGCAAGAGUGCCACAAAGUGGCUGAGUGAUGGUCAAUUGGAUUUUAAGAAGAACAUCCAGAUCUCAUUGGGAUCGAAUCUUCCACUAACGAAUGAAAUGACCUUCAUCCUCGUGUUCAGUAUGCUCUACUCCCGGGAUCCGCAUCAGCUGUUUGAGCUUCUCUGCAUCCAGGUGCGGUGCCUCGUGAUGGCAUACGCCGAGGGGCUGAAGGAUAUUAUAAAGUACAAAGAGGACGGAGUGACGCCGGAAUUUAACUCACUGGAACUCACCCCAUACGUCCUGGAUGGGUACGAGAAGAUCUGCAAUGCAGCCACAGUCCUCACGCCGUUGCUGUUUGAGAAUCAAUCGGGGCACUUGCAGCAAUUCUCUCUCACGUGGAUUCUGCUCAAUAAACGCCUCUACCACAAGUUUAUCUCGUCGCAGGUGCAGUAUUUGAUCCCGCAGUGUCUGGCUCAGCUUCGAUUGAUCUCCUACGAUGACACCCCGUUGAUCCUGAAGCGAUACUUUGACUUUAGCGACGAAUUCAUGCUCACCACGGAGAUGUGGAAGGAAUCCUGGUUGCAGUUGCAGAGCUAUCAUAUGUCCCAAAAGGAUAUUGAGCGACGUCAGAGGAUUCUCACGGCACACACCUUCCUGGAGCUCAUUCGCAAUAGUCGUUCGCAUGGGGACACCACCGUGGCGACGGAUAUCAAUAGCGGUGUACUGGAUUGGCUUGAAUCUCAGGAUAAGGAGUACGUGUGGCAGAAUACCUUGGCGCACAUUCGCACAAAGUGGACUCCAUGCACGGAUAAGCGUCUUGCGGCCCCGCUGGAGCACAAUCAAUGCCUCCACUGCAACGUUGAGCUAGCUGAUCAUAAAUUACACUGUGAAUGCCGAACUUGCUUGAUAGCCGGUGGGCCGGUUUUCUCGCAGUCUGAGGAGCAAAACCUCAAGAUUUGUGCAAAAUGCUGCUUCAAGACGUUCGACCGGGACUACUUGACGCACGUCAUGAAGUUCAUCCACAAGCACGAGGAGAAGUACUUUGUGGAAACGGACAAAGGGCGGCAGUGCAUUUCCUUUGAUCUCUUCUCCACCGAUGGGGACGCCAGUGUGGCCACCCCAAAGCCGGAGAAUCAAAUAAUCUACCAUCUCUCGUGGGCUGUGUUCAAGCAUCUUCCCGGACGUGUGCCGUACACGGUGAAGAAGCUCGAUUUGCGGCAUCUCUGCAUGUUUCGCGCAACACCCUGCCGGAGGGUUGAGUGUCGUGUGGCGACGCACCUAAUUGUGGCUCUCUACCCCUUUAAGCUCACUAAAUUCCUCCUGAACUCCUACCAGCCACUCUCGGAGGAGCUGCGGAAGAAAUUCUUCCGGAAUCCCAAUAAUAACUCCUCAAAUUACCUCCAUCUCCUCUAUGAGGAUUGCAAUUUGGACACGGGAAUUGUUGCGUCGGUCUUUGCAGAGUGCUACCUCACGGAUUUCACCUUUCCCCCCGAUGAGGAGAUCUUCCCGUGCUUCCAGUUCCUGUUCAAGACAACCGGAGCGGAUAUUGAGAUUGAUCUAGGUUGGCUGGAAUGCAUUCACAUAACAAAAGCAAUGAUCUUGGAGUCAAAGGUGGACACAGCGGAGAAGAAGAGUUUAACGGAGGAAUGCCUCUCAGUGGCGGAUUUGAAGAUUCAAAUGGAGAAUUUGAAACUCAGUGGACCAAGCUGUGAAGACAGCGAUGAAGUUGACAUGAAGCUGGAUGCAAAGACCACGGCGGAUAAGCUGAUGAAGAGAUUCGCCGAAGGACUCGAGAAAGCCGAAAUGGCGGCCGAAAAGGCUGAAAAUCCCGAUCCGGUGGAUGUUAAACCGUCCAAGGAAUUCAAGACGGAAGUUCUCACGGAAGCCAUGAGGCUAGCACGAAGCCGAAAAUUAAAUAAGAAACUCGAAGCUGAGUUGAGGACGUUAAAGAAGGAACAUAGAUCCUCUUUCAGUGCCCUCAAGGAUAUGAUGCGGGAUUUAGAGCAAAUUAAGGAGAGUGAAAAUAAACUCCUUAAAACUGAAAAAGGCAGUGCGAAAUGUUGUGCUGACCAUUCGGAAAUUCUGGAAAAUUGCCGUGAGAAUCAUUCGAGCAAGUUGUGCCAUAAAGGCGAUGGCCAGUGCACGUGCUACUACUGCACAAUAUUCGGGCAUACCGUACGUAAAACUCGUAGUAAAAAUAGGGAAUGCAAUCAUGGGAGGAACAAUGAGACGCGUGAUCGUCUCCGGAAGAGGCUGCAUCAGAUACACAACAACAAGGAGAUGAAACCGUCACCGUUGAAGAAUUUUAAAGUUGCUCCGGGACUCUUUAAAAGUGUCGCAAAUACGGCAAAAAUGAAUUCGAGCACAUCAGCAGCAGCACCUCCUCCUCCAAAGGAAGCUCCAAGUGCUGUUGUAGCGGCAGCAGCAGUAGCGCCAGCAGCUAAUCCGGUUGUCCCACAGCCACCGAUUAAGAGGAAACUCCUUCCGCUAACAGCGAAGGAUGUACCACUAAUAAAACCCGCCACACCCGGAAGUUUAGUCAGUGAGGAGGUUGAAGGGAAGAUGGCUGCCAAACAGUCAACUCCAUCGUGCAAUAGUAGUGCUCCCUCAUCGGUGGGACGGAGAGAUAGUAGUAGUUGUGGCACUGUCGACGGAACAUCACCUCUCAAUGAUAUCUUGCAGUUUAUUGAAGGUGCCAAAGCACCCAAAGUCUGUGAUGGAAAGGAAUCCGAUAAGAAGGCGGCAAAGAAGGAGCGGCAGCGUCAGAAAAAGCUCGAACUCAAGAAGUUGGAUGAGUUGGAAGUGCUCAAGGUGCAAUUCCACGGGGAUUGUGCGAAGGAGAAUGAAGCUAAAAUGCACCUAAAGACCCUCAAGGCGGUAAAGAAGAAGGAUAAGAAGAAAAUUAAUGAGCAAGAUGCGGAAUUGAAGCGUCUCACGCGUGUUAAGUCAAAGACAGAAUCGGCAAUUUGUGAAAUAAUCUGUGAAAUUCGUGAGAAUAAUCCGGAAUUUAAUUUUAACUACCAACCACCCAAGGAUGUUAAGGUCAAAGCACCUCCGGCAAAGGCGCCGGAGAGUCAGCAGGCAAAGACACCAACGUGUACGGACGAAGCACCUCUGGUAGCACCACAGUUUGUGCCUAUGUCCAAGUCAACGGUCAGUUCGUACGUUACGUCGGGGCAGAACCCUUCGCAGAUGAACUGCGAAAUUUCCCUCGAUCCGACAAAGCGAAUGGUUACAAUUAGGCGAAUUAAUUUGCCCCAUGCUGAGCCACAGGUGACGGUGACGGCAAAAGGAGCUUCCCCGGAUAAGGAUCAACUUCUGUAUUCCUUCAUAAAUGGCCAAAUGGUCCCGGCGUCAUCGCUCGAUCCAUCAUUGUUAAAGAGCCUCCAACCGAGUGGCUACAACAUGGAAGAGCAAUACCACGCUAGUUUGCAGCAACACAAGCAAGCAAUGCAGAAUCAACCCACAUGCCAGCAACAGUGCUGUACUCUACCUUCCGCCCCACCCACCCAGCAGCAACUUCCUGCCCCCAAAGCCACCAAGACAAAGAAGGUGGAAUCACAAACAAAUAAUAAAUCUUCCGAUGUGAAAACUUUGCAGAAGAAAGAGAAUGCCGUGACUGCUCAAAAACUCUCCAAGAAGCUGAAAAAAGCCGAAGAAAUCACAGCAAAGGAGGCUGCAGUCAAGGAAACAGCAGCGAAGGAUGUCAAACUCACAAAGUCAACCAGCAAGAAGGAGGAAAAGGAGGAGAAGAAGCAAAAUGGAAGCAAUAAACCCAAGGCUGUAGCAAAGCAGAAUAGCAAGGAAGAGAUAAAGGCUGAGAAGAAGGAAGGAAAGCCCGAAGUGAAACUCACAAAAGCCGAUAGCAAUAGGAGUAAGCUCAAGAAGAACUCCGGAGAAGGAGCAACGAUGCAGGAGUCGAGACAAGUCUAUGAGAUUGAUCCGGAAUUUAAAAUUAAUAAAUUCGGUGUUUUGGAUACGGAUGAUUAUUCCGAUGUGGAAUCCACAUCGUCAGAUAUGCACAGAUCUCCGGUACAGAGAGUUGAAGUGCCCACAAAGGAAAUUCCCAAAAUACAGCCUAAUCCUCCGCAACCUACACAGCAGUCAAAGAGUAGGCAGAGGGUAAAGGAAGAACCCAAUAGGAUGGAGAAACUUCUCCCGGCUGAAAGUAAGAAGAGUACCAAGGGGAAGAUUCAGGAGAAUUUAGCCCCUGUUCAGGCUAGAAGUGUUCCGGAAGAGCAGCCCCCGCCACAACUGACGAAGAAACAAAAGAAGAAGCUUCUGCAGCAGGAGAAGAAUGCCAAGAUGAAAGCUGAUGCUGCUUCCGGGAAAGUUUCAGCGGAUAAGAAUGUUACACGAGCUGAAAAAGUGGCCAAGUCUCUCUCAAAAUCCAUGCUGAAGCUCCAUCUCAAUGCUGAUACAACCAUUGAGUUGGUCAAUGACUGCAAGAGUCCUGAUAAGCAAAAGGCAAACAACAUAAGCAUAAUGGAGCAGCUGAAUAGGGGGAUAAAAGUGGAAGGUUUGACCCUCCCACCGGGAAUUACCUUGACACGCGUUGAUCAAUCCAUGGCGGAGACGGUGAAGGCUAAGAAGGAAUCAAUUGGGCGUCUUUGUACCCCAAUUACGAGUCAACAGCAGCAGCAGCAGCAGCAGCAGCACGUUGAGCCCCCAAGACCACCCCCGCAUAUGCUAAUGGCGAAUGCAAUGAAUGGUGCUGUUCCCUGUGGCAUGGCACCCGAUGGUAGUGGGUUGAUAAUGGUUGAUCCAAUGAGUAAUAUACGACGAGCAGCUCCACAACCACCAGCGGCAGCAGCAGCAGCAGCAGCAGCUGAAGAGCCAGCAAAGAAGGGCAAGAAGAAGAAUAAACGUCGCGGCAAAGGGGCCAAAGAAGAGCUUCCAAACAGUCGCAAUAGACGCGAUAGUGAUGCCCAGAAGCAAACGUCGAAGAUCAUUACGCUGAGGAAUCCAAUGUUUCAUGCCGUUACGGAUGCCAUAAGGCAUCAAUCGGUGCCACUGAGGCCACAAUCAUUGCCCGGAAUGACGGGAGAUCCACCAGCGGCGAUAAUUAAGAAUGAAAAUGGAAUGUUCACCAUUCGGAAUCCAGCUCUGCAUCAAGCUCUGUCGUCGGGUGUUGGCACAAACUUCCGGCAGUACAGCCCCAAUGUGUACGGCGGUGGAUGCCCUACGGAUACCCAGGAGAACUUCUCUUACUUCUCCGACGGCAUGACAGCGGCGUGCAAUGGAACGCCGGCUGCGACAACAAAGUGCAAUUCAGCCAUUGGGAGUGAAAUGAGGAAUGUUCAGCAGAAGCAAAUGCCAUGGCAACCCCAUCAGCCAUCAAGCGAGGGAAAUAAUCAGCAGCAGCAGCAAGAUGAAAGUGCCUUCAAUCACAUUCAUACGCACUUCAAUCCUCAGCCCACUGGCAGGUCGUACUCACCGUUUGAUAAUCAACAAUCUUAUGGGUUCAAUGGGGACUUCCUUGGGGGCUCACGCGUGACUCAAUCGCACGGAUAUUUCAGCAGCAGCGGCGCACAGAUGAAUGGCAGCUCUCCCGGAAGCUACAGUGUCUUCUCCGGGAGUGAUUGUAGUGCAAAUCAUCAACCAAUUAAUACGCAGAGUCGCUUCUCCGGUGAUAUGGAUGAAGUGGAGCUGAGCACGAAGCUAAGUGAGUUGUCAUUUCUGCAGAAUCUUCAACCAGGACAGAGGCUCAACAGUGAGGUGACAAUUCACAACAUAAGCGAAUCGAAAUUUCUGCGCAAUCAAUCAUCUGCAGCUGCAAAUGUGGGCUCGAAUAAAGUGGAGAUUACGCGAAUUCCCAGCUCAACAGCAAAUUCAUGUGAUAAUAAUCUCAAUUUAGCCGUGGGAAGUCAUCGUGCGGGCCGACAACACGGUCCACGGAGGACCAGCAAUGGAUGCAGCAGCAACGGUACGGAAAUUCUACCGGAAUUCGGAGACAGCAUCUUUGCGCCGAAUCAGCAGGUGAAUCUGAAUGAGUUGGAAUCCGAGGAGAGGGACAUUGAGACAUUCAAGAGAUUCAACUACUACUUUGAGCCACCGAAGAAUAAGCCGAAAGUUAAUCUCAAUCUCAAGGAUAUUGUGUUGAAUAAGAAGAAAUGCUCCCCAGAGAGUCCCUCUAUGUUCUUCGGGGGCCCCGAUGGGAAUUCCAUAACGAGCACACCGAGUCUCGAUGAGAUGUUGCAGCAGGACUAUCCGGCAUCUCAGUCGUCUGACGAUGCUCCUCCGGGACUCCUCCAUGAGGGUUGCAAUGGGCGUGAUGGUGAUAGUUUGGUGGGUGUCAUUGGGAGUGGCUUGAAAGCUGCUGCAAUCCAUGGGAAUCUUGCGUGAAGAUUUACAUUUUAAAAUGAAAAAAAAAAUCCGCAGCUAAAGGACAUCCUGUUGGGUUAAUUAGAUUGAUUUCUCUUUUGUCCGUCAGCGCCUUUACUUUUGUCUUUAAAAAAGAAACAAAAAAAAAGGAAAAAUCCUCGAAUCUGACACGCUGUAAAAUAUUUUUAUUGUCCGUGGAUUUAGCACACACUCUUUUGCAUUACAUUUAGCAUGUUUGAAGGUUCUUUUUUCCGUUCUUUCAACUCGAUGAGUCUCUCCGGAAUUGUGCAUAGAAGUAAAAAAAAAUUAACAGAAAAAAAUGUCCUCGCAGAUGCGAAAAUGAAACCAGUUGGGAAGAUUAUUUGAAUCUUACUGCCAUAGUUGAUCAAUUUGUGUUUUUGUAAAGAAAUUAAUAACAAAUUAAAGAAAAUGAAGAAAAAAGAGAGAAAGAAAUGCUUUAAAUUGUUUAAAGAAGUGGGGGAAGAGAGAGAGAAGAAAUUGAGAAGGAUGGAAUGUCAGUAUUUAAGAAUGCAAAAAAAAAGAAAAGAAAUAAAGAAGGAGAUUUUAAAGAGAUAUCCUAAAGCAA
Messenger RNA from Lutzomyia longipalpis, 7442 nucleotides. RefSeq lists its product as uncharacterized. The transcript has 11 exons. The record is from RefSeq and is a predicted model, not a curated record. Bases 173 to 6877 code for a protein of 2234 amino acids. NCBI's taxonomy places the organism in Eukaryota, Metazoa, Arthropoda, Insecta, Diptera, Psychodidae.